Molecule: messenger RNA, 2182 nt
Organism: Fulmarus glacialis (Northern fulmar)
Lineage: Eukaryota; Metazoa; Chordata; Aves; Procellariiformes; Procellariidae
Gene: NFE2L1
Product: nuclear factor, erythroid 2-like 1
Exons: 3
Biological process (GO): regulation of transcription by RNA polymerase II
Cellular component (GO): nucleus
Molecular function (GO): RNA polymerase II cis-regulatory region sequence-specific DNA binding; DNA-binding transcription factor activity, RNA polymerase II-specific
Source: RefSeq, a predicted model, not a curated record
GUGCCCGGUGCGGAGGAUCAGACAGCCCUGUCCCUGGAGGAGUGCCUUAGGCUGCUGGAGGCCACCUUCCCUUUCGGGGAGAAUUCAGAGUUUCCAGCUGCGGAUGUCUCCACCCUGAGCGAAGCCGUGCCCGGCGAGAGCAGGUCCGCGGGCAUCCAGACCAGCCUGCUGUCUCCUCUCCUCACAGAGACCGAGUCGCCCUUCGAUCUGGAGCAGCAGUGGCAGGACCUCAUGUCUAUCAUGGAAAUGCAGGCUAUGGAAGUGAACAACACAACCGCAGAAACCCUGUACAACGGCACGAGCGGAGACCUGCUGACUUCUAACUACAGCCUCGCUCCGAACACUCCCAUCAAUCAGAAUGUCAGCCUGCAUCAGGCCUCUCUGGGUAGCUGCUCACAGGACUUCUCCCUCUUCAGCUCGGAAAUCGAAAGCCCCUCCAUGGCUGGCAGCUCGGCCCUGCUCCAGCUGGCGCCGGACAACUCCACCGGCCUCAACACCACCUUCGGCUCCACCAACUUGAGCGGCAUCUUCUUCCCUCCGCAGCUGAACAGCACAGUCAACGAGACGGCUGGCCCCGAGCUGCCAGACCCACUGGGCGGUCUUCUAGAUGAAGCCAUGCUUGAUGAGAUCAGCUUGAUGGACUUGGCGAUUGAAGAAGGUUUCAACCCAGUGCAGGCCUCGCAGCUGGAAGAGGAGUUUGAUUCUGACUCAGGUCUUUCUCUGGAUUCCGGCCACAGUCCUGCUUCUCUGAGCAGCUCAGAAGCCUCCUCCUCCUCCUCCUCUUCCUCCUCGUCCUCUUCCUCCUCCUCAUUUUCUGAGGAAGGAGCUGUCGGCUACAGCUCAGACUCUGAAAACGUGGACUUCGAAGAAGCGGAAGGAGCAGUUGGAUACCAGCCAGAGUACAGCAAGUUCUGCCGCAUGAGCUACCAGGACCCCUCGCAGCUCCAUUACUUGCCUUACCUGGAGCACGUUGGCCACAACCACACCUAUAACAUGGCGCCGGGGGCCCUGGAUCCCGAGGAGCCCAAACUGCCCAGCGCAGGGAAGAAGAGCAGCAAGGAGAAGCCGUCCGAGUUCCUGGAUAAGCAGAUGAGCAGGGACGAGCAUCGAGCCAGAGCCAUGAAGAUCCCCUUCACCAACGACAAGAUCAUCAACCUGCCCGUGGAGGAGUUCAACGAGCUCCUCUCCAAGUACCAGCUCAGCGAGGCGCAGCUGAGCCUGAUCCGCGACAUCAGGAGGCGAGGCAAGAACAAGAUGGCUGCCCAGAACUGCCGCAAGAGGAAACUGGACACCAUCCUGAACUUGGAACGGGACGUCGAGGACUUGCAACGGGACAAGUCCAAACUGCUCAGGGAGAAGGUGGAAUUCCUCAAAUCCAUCCGCCAGAUGAAGCAAAAGGUGCAGAACCUCUACCAGGAAGUGUUCGGCCGUCUGCGGGACGAGAACGGCCAGCCCUACUCCCCCAGCCAGUACGCCCUGCAGUACGCCAGCGACGGCAGCGUCAUUUUGAUACCUCGCGCCGUGGCUGACCAGCAGGCCCGGCGGCAGGAGCGGAAACAGAAGGACCGGAGGAAGUGAGGGACGGCGAUGCGGGAGGAGUGGGACACUCGCUCAAGUGAGAACUGGAGAAGGGCUGAGCCUGGAAGUACUUAGAGGAACUUUCAUGCCUUCUUAUCCGAUAUAUCUUCUCAAAAAAACGUGACUGCUGCCGGUCAGUGUACGGGAGAGACUGCGGGACCUGCAGGCUGAGUUUUGAGGGCUCCCUGCGGGGAGGGACGGGGAGGAGCGGACCCUGCACUGGCGAGCCCGGCGCCUUCCACAACCUGGAAUCCUUUGAGCGCAGGAAACAAGCUGUGGCAUCACUGGUGGUGAGAUUGGCAGAGGUGGAAAAACUACUGUUAGGAACUGGCUUUAAAUAAGAAAAGAGAUUUAAGCAAAUGAACUUAAAACAAGUUAUAGGAGAGACAUUUUUCUGAACUUCCAAAGUUCUGUGAUUUCAGGUAGUUGGUUUUUUUCUAUUUUUUUUUCUUUUUUUUUUUUUUUUUUUCUUUUCCUGAACCAGUUUUGACAUCGGUGUGUGUGAUUCAAUCUGACUUAAUUCCAGAUUAACCAACAUCCCUUCCUAGAUCAGACCAGUGCACACAUGGAAACACAAGUGGUGCGACUUCCAUUAACCCUUUCC